Messenger RNA from Acanthisitta chloris (rifleman), 853 nucleotides. RefSeq names its product acidic mammalian chitinase-like. NCBI's taxonomy places the organism in Eukaryota, Metazoa, Chordata, Aves, Passeriformes, Acanthisittidae. The transcript has 6 exons. The record is from RefSeq and is a predicted model, not a curated record. Gene Ontology annotation, biological process: chitin catabolic process; carbohydrate metabolic process. The annotation marks the transcript as partial. Gene Ontology annotation, cellular component: extracellular region. Gene Ontology annotation, molecular function: chitin binding; chitinase activity.
ACUACCAUGGUUUCCACCCCUCAGAACCGCCAGACCUUCAUCAACUCUGUCAUCAGGUUCCUGCGCCAGUAUGGAUUUGAUGGUCUGGACCUUGACUGGGAAUACCCUGGCUCCAGGGGCAGCCCAGCCCAGGACAAGGGUCUCUUCACCGUUCUGGUCAAGGAAAUGCUGGCAGCCUUCGAGCAGGAAGCCACACAGUACAACAGGGCCAGGGCUGUGCUGGGGUGACCACUCAGAGCUGGAGGAACCAUCAGCUCUGGGCCCUGAGCAGGGCAGGGCACAGACAAUGUUCUCCACAGGUACCUGGACUACAUCCACGUGAUGACCUACGACUUCCACGGCCCCUGGGACGGCUCCACCGGCGAGAACAGCCCUCUGUUCAGUGGAGGCAGCACCCUCAGCGUGGAAUAUGCCAUGAACUACUGGAGGAACAACGGUGCCCCAGCUCAGAAGCUCCUGGUUGGUUUCCCAACCUAUGGAAAGACCUUCACCCUGCAGAACCCAUCCAACACUGCCAUCGGAGCCCCAGCCUCCGGCCCUGGUCCCGCUGGCCCUUACACCAGGGAGGCUGGACUGCUGGCUUACUACGAGAUCUGCACCUUCCUGCACUCUGGAGCCACCCAGGCUUGGGAUGCCCCUGAGGAUGUGCCCUAUGCCUACAAGGGCAACGAGUGGAUUGGCUAUGACAACAUGAAGAGCUUCAGCCUCAAGGUUGACUGGCUGAAGAAGAACAACUUUGGUGGUGCCAUGGUUUGGACCAUCGACCUGGAUGACUUCACUGGCACUUUCUGCAAUGAGGGCAAAUACCCCCUGAUCUCCACCCUGAAGAGAGGCCUUGGCCUGUGAGCCAGCG